Molecule: messenger RNA, 2304 nt
Organism: Endocarpon pusillum Z07020
Lineage: Eukaryota; Fungi; Ascomycota; Eurotiomycetes; Verrucariales; Verrucariaceae
Exons: 5
Coding region: 1-2304 (767 amino acids)
Source: RefSeq, a predicted model, not a curated record
AUGGCUUCAUCGGCACAGAGCGUGCUUCUCAUUUCCUUGAUUGCCCUUUUAUUGCUUGCUACACCGAGCUAUGCAUUCGGAGCUGGAAAUAUCGCUUCGAUCUCGGCUAUUGAAGGACGGAAUUUCCGUCACGGAGACAUUGAAGAUGCGCUCAAGUUGGUGGCCUGUAUUAAGGGUCACAAAUGGACCUCGAUGAUGAUCAAAAGAGUAUACUUCGGCAACUGGCUGCGCGACUACUCCCAGGCCAUGGAUACGGGCACUCUAUCGAAAGCGCAGCCUGAAACCAUCAGAAUUCUUGUCUGGAUCUUGUCAUUUCUAAGCUUUGGAUAUGCCACUGCAGAGUUUGAGGUCACAGCCGAACGACUUGGUGUGUACAGGCCAGAAGAGCAUAUUGAUAAUCCCAAGAAUUACAACGACGACAAAGAUGCUCGUCAAGUUGAUCCCCGUUUGCGAGGACCCAUCCGUCCAAUUGAGCUCCAGGUCGACCCGCAAACAGGAAUGAAGAAUUACAUUGCCAAUAUGCACGGUGACUGGGCUACCAGCGCUGCAUACGUGAAGUACAGCUUCGAACGUUGUAUGUAUCAUGGAAGACUAUACACCAACGGCCAUGGCAUAUUUAAGGGCAAAGACGAAGAUCUCGCAGAAGCUUUACGAUAUAUGGGACAAGGUCUACACUGCUUGGAGGACUUCGGCGCACAUACGAAUUAUGUCGAACUUGCAUUACGAGAACUUGGCCUGCACAAUGUUUUCCCGCAUACUGGUACAGCUACAGCGAUCAACCUCCGGGGCAAGCAUACAUUUCCAUUGGUGACUGGAACUUUCGGCAUGGUCGAUUUCUUCCACUCGGUUCUCGGAGAAGCUACUGAUCAUUUCACACAAAGCGAGAUCAAUGAGAUGGAUAAUGCCCUUUGCAGUGCACAAUCGUCCUCUCAGUCAUCCAAUCCGCUGAACUCAUUGACCGGCCUUCUCUCUAAAAUUCCCGGAACCAAAGAUCUGUGUACUGAGGCGGAGAGGUUGCAAGCUUCCUCACAAGCUCAAGCACGCGCCUCAGGACCAAGUAGUAGCACGCGUGGUGUGGGUGACUUCAAUCAGCAACCUGGCCGGCAUGACGCCAACGCUGCCUACCAGCAGGGCUACAAUCAGCACCCACAUUGGAAUCAACAGCCAUCUCAACCUCAGUGGGGUCAACAACAGCAACAACAGCCAGGUGCAUGGAAUCAGCCGCCAUCACAUCAAUCUCAGUGGGAGCAGCAACAUCACCAACCACAAUGGGGUCAGCAACAACCUCAAUGGCACCAAGAACAACACAGCCAACCUCCAUUCACCAACCAGCAAGCUCCACCCCACGCUGCACCUCCGCAGCAAAGCGCCCAGAGACCCGGCCUCCCAGGAAUGCCAAACUUCGACCCCUCAAAAACCGUGCAACAGAUCUACCCAAUCCUCGUCUUCCGCGACAAAGUCGUCCGCUCUAUCAGUGCUAUCAUAAGCAAGAUCCCCGGCCUCGAAGCCCUUGUAGAUAAGAUCACCGAAACACUAACCGUCUUCAUCUUAUCACUGCUCGCCCCCUUCAUCCGGCCCAUCAUCAAUGGCCUAACCACCCAACUUCAGGCAGGGAGCAGCGCCGUGGUAGACUCCAGCGGAAAACACCAGUACGAACCCUGGACCGACCCGCACUGCACGGACCCAACCCACUCGAUGCUGAGCAAAGACCACUUCAGCAAUAUCCUCAACGAGCCGGCGGGCCAGGUCGCUAGCGAGAUCCUGAAGUUCGUCGCGCCCCGCGUAAUGUACGCAUGGGAUCACCCCAACGUCCCGGUGCAGCAAGUGCUAGACGACUGCAUGAAAGUCUUCCACCACCCUGCAGCACGAGACCAUCAGUGCGAGGUGCAUAGAAACAUGUUCGACGCCGUCCAGAAAUGGGCCAGUCGCCGUCCGGGCGGGGGUCGUGAUCUAGACGACAUCCUCUCUUCGGAGAGUGUGCGGGCCGGGAGGAAUCACAAGGAUGGUGGUCAGACAGGUGGUGCUGGUGGGCAUUCUCAUGGCGCUCCUGGCGCUAAACCUGUGCAGCACUCUAUUGGCGGGAUGAGUGCCGGGUUUCCUGGUCAGCACCAGCAGCAGCAGCAGCAUCAUCAUCAUUCCCAGAGUGGUAGCGUUGGUGGUGGAUACUCGCCCCAACCACAACACUCACACCACCAAUCCGCAGGUAGUGGAGGUGGCGGGGGCUUCAAUCCACUCGCCCAACUCUCCCACGUCCCCGGCAUGUCGGGCCCACGGCGGCGGUGGCGGGAGGAGAGGGCUGGAUGA